AACAAUAAAAUAAAAAUUUUAUUUAUAUUUUUUAAAAUUUAUUUUUUGGUUAAUUUGAAAAUGAUAAAUAAUAGAAAUUAGGAAAAUAAUUUGAUUUUGUAAAUAAUUUUUAGGCUGACGAGGCAAUGACAUGACGUGUUGACUAACGGUCAACGGUGUUGACCAUCCAAAUUGACGGUCAAACCAUGUGUCGGGCCAAUUGAGUCUAUAUGUUGCAUAGUUGAGGUCAGGAUGUUAAUUUCUGAAACCACGAACCAAAGUUGAUUAUAUGGUCAUUAAUUCGGGCGAAAAUAAGGUAUUAACCCAUUUUGCUUCGCGCAUUUACCUUCUCCUCUCUAAGUUGGGUCCUUGACCCCGCUUAACUUGUACCCUCCAGGCUCCAACAGUCUAGAACAACCAUUUAGCCUAUUGUGUUCCCUUUUCCUAUUCAUUUUCAUUUUUCACCAUUCCACUGUAAUCAGCCAAGUCAUCGUACAAGGAUGAUAAUGGGGCAGGUUUCUCUAAACCAUCUCUAUUUAAAAAAAAACCCAAUUGUAUAAUUCCACAUAUUUUUGGGAUUUUUUCUCAGAAAUAGCACUGUUUAAUUUUUUUCCCCAAAAAUAGUACCCAACCCGGAAAAUUUUCAAAAAUAGCACCCUUUCCCAAUAACCGCUACCCGAACCAGCGAUUUAGGAAAAACCGCCACCCGGAGGCACGUUUUUUUUUAUGAAAACCGCACGGGUUGGGUGCGAUUUUGCAAACCUCAUGGGGGCCGAGGCGGUUUGGUUGCAAACCGCAACCCCACCAUGUGAUUUGUCAUAUAUAUUUGUUUUUUUUUUCAACAUAAGUAUCAUAAGUGGUCUUGGCACAACUGGUUUAGUUAUUUAUUGUGUGUAAGAAGUCCUGAGUUUGAAUCCCCACCAUCCCAUUCGAUUUUUUUUUUAGAGAUAAAAAAAGCAACAUGUUGUGAGAGUGGUGGUUCGAACCCAGAUAAAAAUAGUUUACUAAAUUUAGCACAACAUCUACACCACUUAACUAACUCUUCUCUUGAAACAAUAAUAUAUUGACAAAGUUUUAUUCCUUGAAAGCUAAAAAUCCCCAAUAACUUUAAACAACCAUAACUUGGCUCCAAAAUCCAAACGUCAUGAAUUUUUUUCCCAUUUCGUAUAACUUUUUAAGGACUACAAUUGUUACUAGGAAUGAAUUUUUAAAACAGGAAAUAUUUUUGGAUAUACAGGAUUUUGGGAAUAACUUACCUUCCCUUUUCAACAAUCUACGUACAUUUCGAAAUUAUGUCUAUGAUAAAAGUUCUAGUCCUUAAAAAGUUAUGUAAAAUGAAAAAAAAAAUCAUGUCGUUUGGAUUUUGGAGCACAAAGUUAUGGUUGUCCAAAAUUUGAGGAAAUCGGAAAAAAGCUCAUUCGGGGUAGCAAACGAUAUUUUUUCGGGACGAAGGCGAGACCAAACCGCCUUUGCCUGUUUGCGGCUUGCAAGAUCUCGAAAAGUUAUGCGGAAUAAAAAAAAAUCGCGACGAUCGGAUACCCGAACACAAAGAUACGUUCGUUUGAAGUUUCCACUUAGGUUAGGAUUUUUUUUAAAAAAAAGAGAGAUCAAAACCGCAUGGUGGGGGUGCGGUUUGCAACCAAACCGUCACGACCCCAUGCGGUUUGCAAAACCGCCCCCAACUUGUGCGGUUUUCAUCGAAAAACGCGUCCCUGGGUGGCAGUUUUCUCUUAAACCGCUGGUUUGAGUGGCGGUUUUUGGGAAAGGAUGCUAUUUUUGGAAUUUUUCCGGGUUGGGUACUAUUUUCAAUUUUUUUAAAGUGCUAUUUCUCCAUCGAUAAUUAAGUUUAUUGAUCUUAUUCUCCACAGGUGAUAAGUCCAUUAAUUAGGGUUUGGAUUUCUACCGGUCGAGUUUUAAUUAUGGCCGUCGAAGUGCUGGGGAUCGUUGUUAGUCUGGGAGUGGAGCAACCGAUGAUGGUGGAUUGGGAGGAGGUUGAGGCGGCGGCGGCAAUCAAGAGGGAGGAUGUGGUGAGGGCAGUGCAGAGAGUGGUGGGCGACGAGGAGGUGUGUGAAGCGAUGAGGAAGAGAGCGACGGAGCUCGUUGGGAUGGCUCGGCAAGCGGUGGAGAGCGGCGGAUCUUCUUAUGAGAAUGUUACGAAUGAUGGGGGUGCUCUAUAGGGAGUUGAGAGACAAAGGAGGAGCAAGCUCGGAGGCGGCCUUGUAGGGCUUCGACGGCGACGAAGAGCGACGGGGUCUGGGAUUUGGGUGAAAAUUAGGCGGUCAAUAAUAGGGUUUGGGAGAUUGAAUGGGGUCGGAGUUAGGGAAGAAGAGGGGGAAAUGACGUGGCAUGUCUUUUUUAUUUUUUCUGGUUAAAAUAGGAUGACUAAGCACCUCUGUUAGCCACUUCAGCAGUUAACUAACGAUACUAACGGAGUUUGACGAAUGUUAACGGAGAGUGACCAAAGUUGGACUGUUCAACUAAUUUAAGUGACUACGAAUGGAAUAAACCAAUUAGAAUGAC
Linum trigynum is the source of this 2499-nucleotide messenger RNA. The record is from the annotation of a GenBank genome assembly. Lineage: Eukaryota; Viridiplantae; Streptophyta; Magnoliopsida; Malpighiales; Linaceae.